UCAGGGCCACAUCUUAUAAAGAGUUAUGAUUGAUCCGAUCGACCACAACUGUAUGGAAAUACAUCAAUGUCAACAUUUUUUGUACAGGAAAUUUGCACAUUGUCCACACAGAGAAACGCCCUGAAACUUUAAGAAAAUUACGAAUGUAUGAAUAUACAUCAUGGUGAGAAAAUGUUUUGAACAAGCAUGCAGUUUAGAUGUUGACGUUGCUGGCUUUCCAUAGUUGUGGUUGAUCGGAAUAAUGAUAGCUCUAUGUAUUAGACGAGGCCCAGAUCUCCCCCACCCCCCUCUCUACUGAUGUCUCUCAUCUACUCUCAUCUCUGGAAGGGAAUGGGGACAUCCCUUGGCUAGUGAAAUCAAAUUAGGCUGAUGGAUGGCUAUAUAAGCACUGAUGGGACCAAUAGGAUGCCCCAAUAUCUACAAUUGACCUUUUGGGGAAAUAAGAAGCAAGAACAAAAUAAACAUGGACACAUACAUACAUGUAUAUAUAAAAUAUGAUAAGCAAUAGCCUGGGAUCUGAGCUAUAACUUUUAUUAUGAUACUAUAUCCUAUUAAUUGCUCAUUUCUUUCACAACUGAUUGAAAUAUUUUUCUGUAACCACAACUACAUGUACUGUGGAUCGUUUGUAUUCACUUCAUAUUAGUGGUACAAAUAUUGGCCAUUUAAUAUCUAGGCCUGUACAUGUAAUUGAUGCAGUCUAUAUUUUCCCUGGAUGACAUGUCAUUGCUUUUGGGUUACAUAGUCAUGUGACUUGUCUGUAAUUGGUUUAGGGUUACAUACAAGGCUAUUGAUAUAAGACUAAUUGAGAUGCAGAGUUCAACUGAUUUAUAAGCUAGUGAUUGCUCAGGGUAUGUGUUAGAAGAAACAUCAGUACAUAUAAAAACUAAGACUGUGGUUCAUGUUAAAAAACUGAAAAGUUACUCUGGUUUGAUGCAUAGAAGUAAAAGUCUAUCACUGUUCGGCAUUGAAAUUUGCUGUGGACCUUGGCCCGAUCUACCUCUGUGUGUGUUGUAGGCUUCAUAAAUGUUCCACAGAUUCAACAUCCAAUUACUACACAUGCAUAGACAUUCAUCACAAGUCUAACUAAAGACCAAACGGCAAUUGGAUCAACAUGGGUGCAGCCCAUGUGGACCUAGACUACAAGUAUCAGAGAUAUAGACCAACUGCCUGUAGACCAAUUGAACAUAAACCAAGUAUGGAAUCAAACGCGAGUAUCGAACUGCAUACCCCCUGCCCACUUGCCCGUUGGUGAAGCCAGGCUGGUAUGUAGACCUAGUGACCUACAUAGGCCUAAAAUGAUUAAGGGGAGUUCCCCACCUAUUGAAUCAAUAUGCGAUUUAUACCUAUAUAUCAGAGUCUUGAGAUACAUGUCGCCCAUGUAGACGAUCCACUUUAUACACCAGACUCAUUGUAGCUUUGAUGUUUGACACCGUUCUCACUACUGUCCUAAAACUAGUUUACUGGAAACUAGCUUUAAGUGGAAACUAGUCUAACGUGUAACGAGAACGGUCAAAGCGGUCUUGGAAGCAAUCUUCCGAACCGGUUCGAAAACCACCUGUAGUUUUCAGGAUCGCUUUGCCUCAUUGAACUGGUUUUAGCGUAAGUGAGGACACAACCGUUUUUCAGGAAGCGAUCUUCACACAUUUCGAGUGCGCUACUCCGCACACUGUGUGUAAAAUGUCUACGCUGCGGUUUCGAAUUUCGCUUAAAACAUGUCGUUCCUACUGAGAGCGUUCCCAAAGCAACAAGACCACUUUAUGUGAAGUGGUUUUGAAAACCACUUUUGGCUGAUCAAAUGGGAACACUAGCAAAGCGAUCUUCCAAACUGGUUUCUUGAACCUAUUUUCAAUAAACUAGUUUUAAAAAGUAUAAUGAGAACAGUGUCUUUGUCUCAUUUCAGACUUGGUCCAACAAGUCAAAUAUAAGAAUUGAUCAGAAACCCUUAAUUACAGAAUUCAAAUGAAACUCAUCCAGAAAACAUGGAUUGUUAUACCUUAACUUCCAAUUAAUUAUGCUACACCCCAGUCCCCCCCCCCACCAAAAAAAUAAAUAAAUAAAGUACAUGUACAGUAUAUAUGUCAUUAUUCCAAUCUAAUAUCAAAUUAUAUGAAAGUACAUGCCCUAAAAGCAGUUAGCUGGAAUUCAAAAUUGUGUUUUACUUUUAUUUUGAGAUUUUAAAGGAAAAUUUAUUUUGGUCGGGUGCCACAUAAAAGUAAAAAUAUCUGCAAUUUUCAUUUUUUGAUAUCAAACCAAUUCUUAAGCAAAGAAUGGGCUGAAAAUUUCAAGAUAUAAUCUGAUAUAUAUUUCUCAAAUCCAACCACUGUGUAAAGAUGUGCUCAAAGAACACUAUUCAAUGAAAAAAAAUUCAAAUUUUUCCAAGAGAGUAAUAAUCAACUUGUGAUAUAAAGAAAUUGAAAUGUUGUGUUCCAAAUAGAGAGUCAUGGGUUUUAACUUUCCUUCAACAAAUUUUUUUCUUCACUUUUUGCAGUAUUUAAAGCGCUUGAGAUGGAUGGGUACCUGUCAUGAUCGUUUCCUAUAUCAAGGAGCAUUGGAAAAAGCCCAAACUAAAGCCAGGUGGGUGUUUCAUAAAGCUGUUCGUAAGGUUACGAACGACUUUACGCACGACUGGAACCUGUUCUUGGGUCAUAACUCAAUUACAUAGGGAUAUCAGAUAGCACAAGAAAGGAUCACCAGUCGUGCGUAAAGUCAUUCGUAUCUUACGAACAGCUUUAUGAAACACCCACAGGUAAUAAUAACAGUGCACCUAGAGACAGAUAAUUUUGAAAUAGGCUUGGCAGUUGGCGCUAUACAAAUGUCUAUUAUUAUUAUUAUAAUCAUCAUCAACCAAUGAAUAAAUUAUCUAAGAAAUAUGAAGGUUAUUUUACCUGCAUUGUUGGUCAACCAAAGUCAAUUUCAAUAGAAACCUAUUAAUCAAGUCCAGUUCCAUUAUAUUUCCAUUACGAUAACGACGCAUGUAAAUGCACAGUAACGCUUCAUCUAUUAUGAGAGAAAUAAUUUGUUUACGUAGUGGAACCUUUAAAAUAUUAAUACUACAACGAGGAUGAUAAAUCGCAUAACAAACGCCAGUUCUGCCAUUCCUCUGCAUCCUAUACAGGUGUAUAUUGUACACUUGGAAAUCUUCUCCAACAUCUUCAUCACAAAUAAUGUACAUGACUGAUAGAUCAAGGUUGGUCCAUAACGGAAGAAAAGACAAUGAAUGACCAAUCAGCCAUCUAAAUUGAAGAUCCAUGACUAAACCAAGAACGGCCAGAGACGUACCACUGUCUGUACAACUCAAAGAGUGAUUUUUGUAAUUCUACGCCAGUUUCCAAGCAAAAUAAAUCGGGAAAUAAUUAUCCGUUUGUAACAGUAAUCGGUCGCAAGAAAAAAUCCUAAAAAUGGCUGGCCUCACCAUACUGGUAUUUCUCUCUGUUGUAUUCAUCAGCUUAUCUGAGUUAGGUGACUGCCAAGAAGGUUCUGGGGAUGGCCCAGGAACGGAAUCCAUCUUCACUGAUGUCACUGGGAAUGCCACUGAUGUGCUGACUGACGGCCAUUCAAGUCCUUCAGAUAUUCAAGCAUUUGGUCUUGUUAUCACCAAUGACUUCACUGAAUUCACCCUGGAUGUUGACAACAUCAUCACCUACAAUGUUACCAUCAAGAACGCUGGAGGAACAGACAUCACAGCAUCUGGCUCUGACCUCUAUGACCUCCUCCUCAAGGUGAGCGACAAUUCCAAUCCAUUAGCAAGAGGGGCAACAACCCACGACAUUACCCCUCUGCUGACAUCAGCCACUAACAUCGACGUCGGGAUUGCAGCUGGAGAAACUAUUGUCAUCGAGAACGUCCACACCAUGAUCAAUGUUUCUUCCGAUAUGUGCUCAACGUAUCAAGGUGGCUAUGUCUGUGUCGAGAUUUCAAAGGCUUUGGGAGCUUCUUACACUGAUGUCAGUGGAACCAAUAACUGGUAUUGUCUUACAUUUGGUGAUGUAAGGCAGGGAUACACAGGAAUGCUGAAAUGUUCAGCAUGCGUUGCAAGGAUCAGCCUUAUUGCUCUUGUUGUCUCAUUGUUGCUGGCAUACUUCGCCUAUUUGUGGAUAAUACUGGACUUGCAGAGAUAAACUUAUGAGCAAUAUUUGAGCAGAAAUUAGGAUAGCCUUAAUUGUCAUUUUCAUUUGCCAAGUGACGUCCUUUAGUUGAAUUUUAAACUUCCCUGUGUGUUCAAAAUAUGGCAGCUAUUUGGAUGUUAGUCUGUUCCUCAAGAUGUCCCUACAUCCACCAUCAUGAGGCAAAAAGUAGGGUUCUUCAUACUACCAAUCCAGGUUUGCUAGAAGACUGAAUUUCAGUUGGCACAGUUCGCAUACAAAUUCAAUGCGUUUCCCUUGCAUGAACUACAUGUACAUGUAGUUGAACCCUGUAUGAAUCACUACAGGACAGCGUGCAAGAUAUGUUAGGGGUCAAAAGCAACUGUUCCAUGGUGUGCUCAUUUCAGAAAUACUCUGAAAUUCUCCAGAAGUUAGGAAUGGUCAAUGGAAAAUCGAAUAAUCUUGCAUAGUUAUCAUUCAUUUUUUUCAAAAUUCAAAGAGGUUAAGUUGGCAAUUAUGUCAUCAGUUUCUGGUAAAUUUCAUUUAGCUACUGAAAACUGGAUAUGUUUUAACACAUGUACUAGAUAAUAUUUGUUGAAUGAUUAUGUUGUUAUAUUCUUAAUAAAUAUAUCUAAAAAAAAAUUAAAAAGACUUUACACCUACAGUAAUUUUUACUUUACUUUUGGAUUUCAUUCCACUCGAUGAAGUAGAAAAUGGUGAAGUGAUCAAAAACUUAUUUUUUCAUAAUGCAGAGCUGGCAACCUUUUUUCAUUAGUCUGGCUUCAAUGCAGUGUGUAUUAUUCCAUGAUUUUUAUUUGUUAUUUUCGCUAUCACGUAGAGCUGCCUGUGUGUGUGACCAUAGACCUAUUGUAGGGACAGUGAUUUUCCAUUUUACCGGUAAAUAAAACGGAAAUUCCGUUUGGUUCUUAUACUUUUCAUGCAAAAAUUCAUGGAAUUCACCUUUGCAAAACGGAAUUCAGAUUUUUGCUGUGUACAUUAGCAGUGACAAAACGGAAUUUCCAUUUAUAGAUCAAGUUGAAAAGGAAUUACAGAUUUUUAGAAACGGGAAAGACCAUUUGUUGAAAUGGAAAAUCACUGUCUCUACUAUUGUUGUAGGGUCCAUAGUGUGACUGAAGGUACAAAACUAGUGUGAAGUCUUUCUCCACUGAGAGUAAAUGAUCCAGAUGUCAGGCAUAAACCUUUGGUGAAUGUUCAAUGAUACCCCUUUCAUAAACCCAAUUAUGCGGCUAAUAGCAGCAUAAUUUGGUCGUUGAAAUCGGAGGAGGACCAGAGUUAUCCGCAUUAUUUUGAUGCUGCUAUUAUCCGCAUAAUAGCGGCAUCGGGACCAGAUUUUGACUUUAUGAACACUUUCCAAAUAAUGCGGAUAUUUGCCACGGUGCGGUCACAAGGUCACCCUUUUCCAACACAACCGCAUCGAAGGGGGCGUGUGCAGUUGUCAUGACGAUUAUCCGCCUUUUUCAGGACGGGCGCUCGUAAAAAUAGUGCGGAUUAUUUUCGGAGUUUGUGAACGCAAUUUUUAUUGAAUUAUCCGCAUUACUCUUAGGCGGCUAAUUGGAGGAUGGGUUUAUGAAAGGGGUAUGAAUGAUCCAGAUGUCAGGCAUAAACCUUUUGUGAAUGUUCAAUUAGUCACAUCACCAAAGGACUACAUCACCUUGGUAAAACCUCAAACAUCUCUAUGGAGGUUCACAGACAAUAUGAUCAAAAUGUGACAUUUUUAUGAUAAGAAAAAGAGCAGAAAUGAAAUAAAAAGAUGGCGAGACGAUUGCGUGCUGCCGCCGCCACACCACCGUCGGGAUAUAAAAUCCACUUUAGCACCUGCAUCCAAACCAAGGCAUGUAUCAUUUAUUCAUGGGCAUGUAUUAUGUGCAAGGGAGAUGGAUAAAGAGAGAAGCCCACGGGUUGAUGCAGCCUACAUGGCUGUAUGUAGGUAUGAUGAGCCAUCUAUCCUUUCUAAACAUAACCCUGUGCAAGCUCAAGAGUAUGAAUAAAUUAUUGGGCACAUAUAUAUAUGAGCAAAGAACGUGAGAGCAGGAGAUGUACAUAACAUAGAGGAAAAGAUGGAAAUAGGAAAGGGAGAUAGCAAUAGGAGAUAUAUAAUUUGUAUCACAAAAUUUUGAAAUCAAAACAUUUUUGUAAAACAUAUGCCUAUUUCCAACUUGUCAAGCCUGUAUUGAGGCCUAUAAAAUCUACAGAUUAUUCAUAUUCAAAGUUGAAUUUAUCUUAAGGUUGAAGAGUAGGUCCUAAAAUCAUAAAACAAAUGUUGUGUGAAAACUGCAAUCGGAAAUCAAAAUUUACACAUCAAAAUGUCAAAAUUUAACAAAUUACACUCCCCAUAUUCAUAAAUUGUUUUUUCUCUAUGAUAGAAAACCACUUCUCAAGUAUAUAAAUGGAGGAAACUUUGAAGACACAUUGUAGUUCUUUGAUAUGCACUUUAAGAUAACUACAUGCUGAUUUAUUUUUAAAAAUAUGAAUAAAUAAAAAAUCAUAAACCAGAAGCAGGGUGCUAAAUCCGUCGAACAGUCAAAUUCACUGAUCUUACAAAGAAAUAAAUUGCUAUACGACAUGGUGAUACGGUCACUUCGACUCAAAUAAUACAACAAUAAACAUUGUAAGAUCUGUUAUCAGAAUAUUAGAAUAAAAAAGCCCAAAUAAUUCACAUUUAUCAGUUUAAAGGCUUUACUCAUCAAUAUUGUAUUAGGAUAUUUCAGCUCUGUAUUUUGGUUAUUAAAGGUGAAGUUCAACCCAGAAAAAUGUUGAUUUGCAUCAAUAGAGAAAAAUUAAACAGGCAUAUCGCUGAAAAUUUCAUCAAAAUCGUACAUAAAAUAAGAAAGUUACAGCAUUUUGAAGUUUCACUUAUUUUUCACAAAAACAGUGAUAUGCACAACUCAGUGAUAUGCAAAUGAGAGAGUCGAUGAUAUCUCUCACUCACUAUUUCUUUGUUUUAUAUUGUUUGAAUUAUACAAUAUUUCAUUUUUUACCAAUUUGACAAUAAUGACCAACUUGAGUUACUUGACUGAACAAAAAAAUGUUAAAACAAUGGGAGUUCCAAAUGUUCAGGGAGGAAUAAAACUUUAUUUCAAAUGACAAUGAGGAGAAAAUUUAAAUAUUUCAUAUUUCAUAUAAUGAAAUACAAAAGAAAUAGUGAGUGAGUGAUGUCAUCAGUCCACUCAUUUGCAUACCGACCAGGAAGAGCAUAUAACUGUUCUGUGAAACUAACCAAAACUUAAAAUGUAAUAACUUUCUUAUUUUAUAUCCGAUUUUGAUGAAAUUUUCAGCAUUAUGCUCAUUGGAUUUGUCUCUUUUUACUCAAUAUAACUUUUUUGUUGGGGUGGACUUGUCCUUUAAAUUGGCAGGAUGUUAAUGGCAAAAACAUAAUAAAAAGUAUUUUUAUCAAAGUGGUUCUCAAAACUAAACUUCCACAUUAUGUGUUAGGAUAGUACUGGGAGAGCUCAAGGUACAUGUAUAUUGAUGUCCAAAGUCCUUAAAAAUAGUUUGUAAAAUAAUGUGCAUGUGUAGUCAGCUACAUGUAAUAGGCAAACAAUAUUUUUCAAGGCUAUCUUUCCCUUUUUCUAUUCAUUACAAAUUCAAAUUUUGCAUGACAAGCAGAGCAAUCCAUCAGGUUCAUCCCGCAUGAAUUUAUAAGGCUCCCUGCAGAAAUAAAAGAUCAGGCUUUCUCGGGUAAUGGGAACAGGUUGAUGAUGCCAGCAGGACACACCCAAACACAUACCAAUUGCCAUUGAGCGAGUAUCAGACCCCAUUCUCAUUUACAGUCCUAAAACUAUUAACAUGUAUAAUGUAUGGGAAUGCUCGAAUCAAUCUUGGAAGCGAUCUUUCAUAACAGUUUGGAAACCUACCUCGCGAUGUGGUUUUAAAGACCGUAGUUCUGAAUACCAGUUCAGGAGAUGGUCAUGAGUAGGCUACACUAGCAAAGUGAUCUUCUAAAUUGGUUCCCUAAAUUGGUUUUAAAGGGAAACCAAUUCAAGACAUUAUACUGGGAAUGGGGUCUGAGGUUCCAUGCAGAAAUAAUAGACCCGGCUACGUCAGGUAAUGGAAACAGGGUCUAGAUGCCAGUAGGGAAAUUGACAAUAGCUUUGAUCAUGGACCUGAUGUCUGUAUUAAGGACAUCAGGAAACCAGGUGUCAUCCUGUUACUAAAAUUAACUCUCAAGCACAAACUAGAAAUAAUACCUGUAUAAUCUUAUCUACAAUCUAGUCUGCCAACGCAGACGCGAUACAUAUCUAUCCACAUGGAACAAUAACUAUCGUGUACGGGCACUUGAAAUCUAUGUGUAGUUUUAUGGACGUAGCUUCGUUGGGCUAAUGCUUCUACUACUGUUAGGACUACUUUAAUACACUAUACAGUAUACUACAACAAAUACUUAUUCUAAUUUUGUUACUACUUCUACUACUAAAUGAACAAAUAACAACACUCCAUUACCAAAUAAAUCUAUUACAAUCUCUAUACAUACAAUUAUGAAGGAUCUGGGAUAAAAUUAAUUACCCUAACUUUUUUAGAUGAGAGACCAGCUGAACACUGCUAUCAGAGCAUUCCCAGAAUAAGAAUGAGACUGACCAUGUAUGUGUACAUACAAUCAUACAUAUACUACCACAAAACUUUCACCAACAUGCAAAUAAUUUGAAUGUAGUCUAUAUCACUACAUGUACGUAAAGUAAGGCCUUUUUUGUCAGAAACAGCUUUAUUUGAUCGUGGAGCUAUUAUUUGAAGAAAAGAAAAUCCC
Molecule: messenger RNA, 8841 nt
Organism: Lytechinus pictus (painted urchin)
Lineage: Eukaryota; Metazoa; Echinodermata; Echinoidea; Temnopleuroida; Toxopneustidae
Exons: 1
Coding region: 3399-4118 (239 amino acids)
Source: RefSeq, a predicted model, not a curated record